GCGAGCUGGGAGCGGCGGGGUGGGGGGGGAGGGUCUGGUCGGAGCAGGUAGUGCCGCUUGGGCAACCCGGCGAGUUGGCCGGUGGGGUGGAACUCGCUGGUCAACUCGUUCAUUUGAAAGCAGUCAGUUUGGGAGUGCGGCAGGAUAGUCGGGGGGUGGCUGUGAGAAGCGAGAGGUGGCCCCCGGGAUGCCGGUGGUGGGGGCAGAGAGGAGAAGCCUGGAAAAGCUUGGAGGCGAAUUCGCGCUUGGGUUCGUGGUCCUCGCAGCCCUCCUGCCUUGAGUGUGGGAGAACACUUUUUUCGGUUUUAAGACUCAGCGUGGAGAGAAAGCCUCCGUCCCAGGGGAGGAGAGACGUCUGCGGGGGGCAGAGACCGCAGCCACCGCCGGGUGCGCCCCCCACCCCAGGCGCGCCGGCUUUGGUUCCCCCUUUCUCUCCCGCCCCCACCUCCUUAUUGGUGCUGGUUUGCAGCGCUCGGCUCCUGCGCCUUCGCUUCGCGUUUGAAUCUGGCUCGCCCCUCCGUAUUAUGUCUGCACUCCGAAGGAAAUUUGGGGACGAUUACCAGGUAGUGACCACCUCGUCCAGCGGCUCGGGCUUGCAGCCCCAGGGGCCGGGCCAGGGCCCGCAGCAGCAGCAGCUGGUGCCCAAGAAGAAGCGACAGCGGUUCGUGGACAAGAACGGCCGGUGCAAUGUCCAACACGGCAACCUGGGCAGUGAGACGAGCCGCUACCUCUCGGACCUUUUCACCACCCUGGUGGACCUCAAGUGGCGCUGGAACCUCUUCAUCUUCAUCCUCACCUAUACAGUGGCCUGGCUCUUCAUGGCGUCCAUGUGGUGGGUGAUCGCCUACACUCGGGGCGACCUGAACAAAGCCCACGUCGGCAACUACACGCCCUGCGUGGCCAAUGUCUAUAACUUCCCUUCGGCCUUCCUCUUCUUCAUCGAGACCGAGGCCACCAUCGGCUAUGGCUACCGCUACAUCACCGACAAGUGCCCCGAGGGCAUCAUCCUCUUCCUCUUCCAGUCCAUUCUCGGCUCCAUCGUGGACGCCUUCCUCAUCGGCUGCAUGUUCAUCAAGAUGUCCCAGCCCAAGAAGCGCGCGGAGACCCUGAUGUUUAGCGAGCACGCGGUGAUCUCUAUGAGGGACGGGAAACUCACGCUCAUGUUCCGAGUGGGCAACCUGCGCAACAGCCACAUGGUCUCCGCGCAGAUCCGCUGUAAGCUGCUCAAAUCUCGGCAGACACCUGAGGGUGAGUUCCUUCCCCUUGAUCAACUUGAACUGGAUGUAGGUUUUAGUACAGGGGCAGAUCAACUUUUUCUUGUUUCCCCCCUCACGAUUUGCCACGUGAUCGAUGCCAAAAGCCCCUUUCAUGACCUAUCUCAGCGAAGCAUGCAAACUGAACAGUUCGAGAUUGUCGUCAUCCUAGAAGGCAUUGUGGAAACAACUGGGAUGACUUGUCAAGCUCGAACAUCGUACACUGAAGAUGAAGUUCUCUGGGGUCAUCGUUUUUUCCCUGUAAUUUCCUUAGAAGAAGGAUUCUUUAAAGUUGAUUACUCCCAGUUCCAUGCAACAUUUGAAGUCCCCACCCCACCUUACAGUGUGAAAGAACAGGAGGAAAUGCUCCUUAUGUCAUCUCCUUUAAUAGCACCAGCCAUAACUAACAGCAAAGAAAGACAUAACUCUGUGGAAUGCUUAGAUGGACUUGAUGACAUUAGUACCAAACUUCCAUCUAAGCUGCAGAAAAUUACUGGAAGAGAAGACUUUCCCAAGAAACUCUUAAGAAUGAGUUCUACAACUUCUGAAAAAGCCUACAGCUUGGGCGAUUUGCCCAUGAAACUUCAACGAAUAAGUUCAGUACCUGGCAACUCAGAAGAAAAACUGGUAUCUAAAACCACCAAAAUGUUGUCUGAUCCCAUGAGCCAAUCAGUGGCUGAUUUGCCACCAAAGCUUCAAAAGAUGGCAGGAGGAGCAACCAGGAUGGAAGGGAAUCUUCCAGCAAAAUUAAGAAAAAUGAACUCUGAUAGAUUCACAUAACAAAACACCCCUUCAGGCAUUAUUUAUUGUUUGAUUUAGUAAUAGUCCAAUAUUUGGCUGAUGAGGUAAUCCUCUCUAAGGAAUUUGAAAGGUACAUUUUUUUCUCCCAGUCAUAUAUGCAUAUUUGAGAACCCUACCUUUUCAAGUAUUGCUACUGUGCAGAAAGAAAAUGUUAUAAAGGGAGGACAUCAGAAGGAAGUUCUUAAUAAUGGGCAUGUAUUAUCACAUCAAGCAUGCAAUAAUGUGCAAAUUUUGCAUUUAGUUUUAUGGCAUGAUUUAUAUAUGGUAUAUUUAUAUUGUAUAUUAUGGAAAAUGUAUAUAUAUAUUUAAAGGGGUGGUACUAUCCACAAUAUUUCUAACAUAUGUAUUAAGCCAAACAUGAGUUGAUAGCUUUCAGGGUGAUAAAACUAUAUAUAUGUGUGUGUACACAUAGUUUUAUAUAUACACACACAUAUAUAUGUACAUAUAUAUAUAUUCACACAUACAUACAUAUAUCUGAUAAAAUUGUGAUGUUUUGUUCAAAGUUGUAGUUCUUGUGCAUGUUUACUUUAUUAAGCUAGGAAAGCUUCUGGCAUUAAUUAUUAAUACCAAAUAUUUUAGCCUUAAAUUAUUUGUCAUUUUAAAAUCUGAUUUAAUGUUUUCUGCUGUUUAAGGACCUGGAAGGUUUUCCGUUGUACUUUUUAUGAGGGAGUCACACAAGUAUGUGCUACUUAUGGCCCUGCAAAAAUGUAACCAUUAUAUAUUUGACAUGUAAAUUUUGAAGCAUACUAAUACACUGACAAUUUCUAAUGAUUUUUAAAAGUUGCUAGUACUGGGGAAAAAAUAAACAUUGCUUAUUUUGAGAGUUGGUCCUUUCCUGGACUAAAGUCUGGAAAUCUCUUUUGUAUAUGAUCUAAUUUAAAUAUGAGCUCUGAACAAAUGCUGAGUCAUUGUAAUAGUCAGUAGCCAAGUAAUAUUGAAUAUAUUGGAAUCUGUGUGAAAUUGCGUAAUGAAUGGUCCCUGUUUCGAGCUGAGUGAAUUGGUAAUAUUUUUCACUCUUUUUCUCGAACUUUUGUCAUUUUAAAAACCAAUAAUUAAUCCUUGAGUAGACAAAACAACACAAUGAAAUAGAUGAUAGAUAUUUAUGCAUAAAAUAUGUGUGUCUAAUCGUGUCUCUCAUUUUAUGCCAUUUUCUUGUUUGUGGCAUUUGUUAUAACAGGACAGAUUUUUUCCUCACCUGGGCAACCUACUUUAUCCCAUACCUGUCACUCAAUUCAGACAGAAUGUUUGUACAUACCUGAGAGAAUUUAAAAUCAGAUAACUUGAAGAUAUUUUACCCAUGUGACUUUUUUGCUUUGUUUUGUUUCAGUAAACAAUCAAUUUAUUGGUGUGUUGGAUCUCUGGCCUACCAAAAUAAGUGUAGCAGUACUAUUUUUUUAACCUAGAGGUCUGAUAUUUAUGACUCAUUAAUGGGAAUUAAAACUAUUACUCAAAAGAACACAGGCGAAGUAAAGAUUUGGAAUGUAGAGAUUUUAAUGAAAAUUUAUAAGUGCUCCUUAUCAGAAUAUCAUGGACUUUCCUAUAAAACUUCUUUGGGUGUUGUACUCUAAAGUCUGUCCAGAAUUAAUCUAUUUCUCCUUAUAAAUAUGUAAAUCCUUAAUAGCUGGUUUGGAGUCCCACUAUUUUCCCUUUUUUUAGCAAUCCUGUGAUGAUUUUCAUAUUGGAAAAUUAUUAUAUCAACAAUUCUGUCAUUGACUACAAUAAUAUUAAUACCUUCUGGCUACCUCUGUAUCAAUCAAAUUCUGCAGGUGCAAACAUAUACCAGGGAAUUGUUACUGGCAAAAUGAUCAACUUUGGGCAUCCAUCCACUGUGAAUAGACCUGGUUGACCUAACCCUUUACCCCCAAACUUUCUUAUUUGCUGGAUACAGGAAAUGAAAUAGUAGCAGAGCGAGAAGGGGCCCGAGGGGCGCAGUAUAUUUGUUAUCAGUGGAAGAAACUGCACAGAUCAUUUAGUCCAACCACUUAAAACUAAAGAGCCAUAAUUUAAUUUGGAGAGUCAUUUGAGUUUGGUUUUGGUGCCAAGGGGAAAAUGGGACCAAAAAUAAACUCUCCAAAUACAUUCAAUCAUUCAUUCAGUGAAAUUUCUGCAUGUCUUUUAAGUUCUAGGCAUUUUUAGCUCCUGUAGAUUUGGAUAUGACUAAAUCAGAGGUGGUCCUUGCUCAUUCAAACACCAUGUAUCAGUUGGAGAGGGGGGAGGGGAGAUAAAAAUAACAUAAUUUCAGAGUCAAAAUAUCAGUUAAUGGAAGGAAAGCAGGGUAACACAAUGGAAAAUGAUUGGGUGAAAUAAUUGAUUAUUUUGGAAGGGGGAGGUGGUGAUCUUUAAACAGAGACCUGGAUGAUGAGAAAGAACCACUGUUGCCAAAUUAAUUUUUCUUAGUGAAUGCUAUUCCUUUCUCUUUCCCACAUAUAUAUGGGAAAAGUAUGAUUUCUGCAUGUAAUUGCAGUUUAACUCCUGUUACUAAGUUGAUCAUUGGUCCCGGUUUACCCAGGAGAGUUCCAGUUUUUACCUGUUGUACCUGUGUAAUUAUUAAUAGUACUCCCUUUCACUCUUAUAAUGUCUUGGUUUGGAUGAUAUAUGGUGACUCUACAUUUUUGUUGAGACUAUAUUAUG
Molecule: messenger RNA, 4685 nt
Organism: Dama dama (fallow deer)
Lineage: Eukaryota; Metazoa; Chordata; Mammalia; Artiodactyla; Cervidae
Gene: KCNJ3
Product: potassium inwardly rectifying channel subfamily J member 3
Exons: 3
Coding region: 525-2033 (502 amino acids)
Biological process (GO): potassium ion import across plasma membrane; regulation of monoatomic ion transmembrane transport
Cellular component (GO): plasma membrane
Molecular function (GO): G-protein activated inward rectifier potassium channel activity
Source: RefSeq, a predicted model, not a curated record